This is a messenger RNA of Erigeron canadensis, 866 nucleotides long. RefSeq names its product outer envelope pore protein 16-3, chloroplastic/mitochondrial. The record is from RefSeq and is a predicted model, not a curated record. Gene Ontology annotation, molecular function: transmembrane protein transporter activity. Lineage: Eukaryota; Viridiplantae; Streptophyta; Magnoliopsida; Asterales; Asteraceae. The coding region runs from base 125 to 601 and encodes 158 amino acids. Gene Ontology annotation, biological process: protein insertion into mitochondrial inner membrane. The transcript is spliced from 3 exons. Gene Ontology annotation, cellular component: TIM22 mitochondrial import inner membrane insertion complex.
UUACUACAACUGUUGUACUGUGUGUAAAAAAACACCCAACGAAUCCCCCAAAAAUCAAGUAAUCUCAUAAUCGCCGAUCUUUCCGCUCUCUUUAAAUCCAGUCACUCUCAGUUAGUAGAAAGCAAUGGAUACUACAGAUCGUAGAUACUUGGAAGAAGAAGAUUCUUCAUUGACGAAAGUUAUGAAGGGCUCUGCUUUUGGUUUGGCCACUGGAACCCUUUGGGGUACCAUAGUUGCUACUUGGAUGGAUGUGCCCCGUGUGGAGAGAAAUGUUGCUCUUCCCGGUUUGAUUAGGACAUUGAAAAUGAUGGGUAACCAUGGGUUGACUUUUGCUGCUAUUGGUGGGGUUUACAUUGGUGUCGAACAAUUGACACAGAAUUAUCGAGCAAAGAGAGACUUUGUUAAUGGAGCUGUUGGUGGGUUCGUUGCCGGUGCUACUAUUCUUGGUUUUAAAGGUAAGAGUAUUUCAACAGCUAUCUCUGCUGGAGCGGCACUUGCAGCUACAUCUGCAGCAAUUGAUGUUGGUGGGCAAACCACAAGAGUGGAUACGGGUAAGGAGUACUACCCUUAUACUACCAAGAAAAGGGUUGAUGCCAAUUGAGUUCCCUCUUCACAUAUGGCUGUUAUGGAGACUUGAUCAACCUUUCCAAUAUUCUAUUUGCCGUAUGUUCUGUUUUGGAGAUGUAAACGCACUCUGCUUUCGAUAGUGCAGAUUACAAAGUCCAACAGUUUGCUGAAAUAAAUUACAGCAGGUUUCUUGGGUUGAUAACAACUUGUCAUUUUGUAUGCAUGUGUGAACUACCAAAAGGAUCAUUAAGAUAUUUAUCGUUGAAUGAUUUCUUGAAAACUGAUCAAGUGUUUAGCAA